AUGCUGAUCAAGGUGAGUCGCCCUCAUGCGUCCUUUCAUCACUAAGUGGCUUGCAUCUGACACGCUCCGCAACGCCUAUGCAGGUCAAGACACUCACAGGUGAGCGAAUUCUUGAGACAGCUUGUGCCUGAGGAGUGCGCCAAAUCGUGCUCACUGUAGUCUGAUCCCUCCCGGUGGCUGCCUCGAACGCAUACAGGCAAGGGUGAGUGCGGCAGCCAGCACAGCUCGGUGAACCGGUACUCAUGCUUUCCUCACACCCCACGAUAAACCAGAGAUCGAGCUGGACAUCGACAGCUCCGAUAGGGUGAGUCGGCGCGCCGAAGGAUCUCAAUCCUGACCUUCGAGGCAUCACGCGAGGAUGGGAAAGGCAGGCGACUGACCUGCAAUCUUCAAUAAUCUCUCCACAGGUGUCGCGCAUCAAGGAGCGCGUUGAGGAGAAGGAAGGAAUCCCACCUGCUCAACAAAGAUUGAUCUUUGGUGGAAAGCAGAUGCAUGACGAUAAGACUGCGAGGGAGUUUGGUGUAGAGGGUGGAAGUGUUCUGCACGUGAGUAGAGUCUUUGACUCUGUCGACGGCAUGGCAGGAUGUCCGUGCUGUCUCUCGAGACAGUCUAGACAGAACAUCCAACAGGUUGCUCAAGCCCGAGCUGGUGCUCGAGCAGACUGCUUGAGCGUUGACUAUGUACCGAGGAUGCGCUGCAACAAAUCCAUCUGACCGACUCUUGGCUGACUCCGGAUUCAUCCAAUUUACUGCACAAUGCAACAGCUUGUCCUUGCCCUGCGAGGCGGGCAGUAA
This is a messenger RNA of Ceraceosorus bombacis, 794 nucleotides long. The record is from the annotation of a GenBank genome assembly. Lineage: Eukaryota; Fungi; Basidiomycota; Exobasidiomycetes; Ceraceosorales; Ceraceosoraceae.